This is a messenger RNA of Solea solea (common sole), 5893 nucleotides long. RefSeq names its product melanocortin 1 receptor (gene mc1r). Lineage: Eukaryota; Metazoa; Chordata; Actinopteri; Pleuronectiformes; Soleidae. The coding region runs from base 2002 to 2979 and encodes 325 amino acids. The record is from RefSeq and is a predicted model, not a curated record. Gene Ontology annotation, biological process: G protein-coupled receptor signaling pathway. Gene Ontology annotation, molecular function: melanocyte-stimulating hormone receptor activity. The transcript has a single exon. Gene Ontology annotation, cellular component: membrane.
ACGAGUUUGUUGUUGUUAGCGUUUCAAGAUCCUGCAUGACACAUGCAGGCUCCGAAUGGUAGACAGCAGUGUUUAUAGCUGAACUUCACUCGAGUGACAGAGCUGGUGUGGUCGUUUCAGAUCGGGCAAUUGUGAGGAGAAGGACAGUAGCAGCAAGAAGCCAGCUGAGGGGAACUCAAAACUAGGAUUGCAUCAAUCUAAUAUACUUUUUGCUGUAUCUGAUUCUCAAGAUCAAGAAUCUAGAUUAAGGACACAUUCACAGUCAUGUUUGGUGUCUGAGCCUAUAUGUCAGAUGGUUUUCUUCUGUCGUAAAUGACCUGAGGUUACAAUGGGCUCCUUAAAAGCAAAGUAAGAAUAAACAUUACUUACUUAAAAUGACAUAACAAAUGAUUAUGACAUUGCAUGGGAUCCGUCUUCAGCUGUGCGGAUGUAGAGGUCACAUAAUUGGGGAAAUGGGUCUGGUUCUGCCGCUCUGAUUGAGAUCGAAUAUACAGUAUUACCCUUAAGUGGUACGUUAUGUUGCAACGUUGAACGUUGAACGUCUUUAAGCCUGCAGAGUCACCAUGUUGGCUUUUACCACUAAAAUGAAUAGGCAAACACUCACUCACUCAUCUUCUACCACUUUAUCCUCCACAUGAGGGUCACAGGGGGCGCUGGUGCCAAUCCCAGCUGACAUGACGAAAGGCGGGGUACACCCUGGACCAGUCCAUCACAGGGUCAAACAGAGACAAACAACCAUCCACUCUCACGCUCACACCUACAGUCAAUAGUGUCCAAUUUGUCUAAUCCCCAAAUCUGCAUGUUUUUAGACUAGGGGAAAAAACGGGAGAACCCAGAGAAAACCCAUGCACACACGGGGAGAACAUGCAGACUCCAUUUUUUUAAUGGAUAAACCUGGUAAAAAAAAGGGUGACUCCUCAUUCUCCAAUCACAUCAUAUUACCUUAAUUUAUCAUUAUUGUAGUUGCUGAAUAUGUAUUUCUAAGUGUUUGGAUCAUUGACAGUGUAUCAGGCUGUUGUUGCCUUUGCAGCAAAAAGACCAGAGUCCACGAUCCAGUCAGAACAAGAGCCUUUCUACAUGGAGUUUGCAUGUUCUCCACAUGUGUGCGUGGGUUUUCUCCAGUCCAAAAACAUGCAGAGACUAAUUGGAUACGCUAAAUUGACCUAGAAUGUGAGAGUGAGUGGUUUGUCUCUAUGCGUACCUCACCUUUCGCCCUAUGUCAGCUGGGAUUGACACCAGUGACCCUCAUGUGGGGGAUAAAGCAGUAGAUGAUGAAUGAAUGAAUGAAUGACAGUGUAUCAGCUUUACCUGAUAAAUUACCCUAAUCCUAACACUUUUUCUUUGACUGGAUUCAAUUGUAGAGGUGCAGACAUGGCCCUAAAAGUUUCAAAAUAAAACCAUUAGCCUAACCCUUUUGAAAUGUAACUGCAUAUUCGUUAAGGCCACUGGAAAUAGUGGCUUUCUUUUAAACAUGUCAGAGGAGCAGCUCAAACAUGAAAAACGUGAGACCUAUAUGGAAAAAUGGUAAUAAUAAUAAAAAUAAAACUUCAAUCUUGCUUCUUUAUGAGCCAGGACUGCAGACCAGCUGACUGUCUCAUGUGAGGCGGAGUCCUCCCACGUUUUUCUUUUUUUUUUUAGCUUUUUCUCCACAAUCCAGCAUCACUCAGAGAAACAGGCGCGCAAACAGGUCACAGUCCUCAACUCUCCAGAUGGAUGACAAGACGGACUUUGUUGACUGUUGCCUAGAAAGGGCUGAAGUGACACUCGGGAGUUUGGUGGAGUCAUCGUGAGAGUGAAUAGACAUCAACUGUGAGUGCGAGAACAAGUUAGAUCCAUUUGGAAGGAUUUUGACUUUUUUUUGCGCAGAGACGCACUGUGCACAGACAGACGCGCCACUUGGGAACGUAUUCGUCAACGUGUUCCAUUGACUGCAACAACGGAUGAACCUUCUUGUACCUUCAGACACCAGGACAACUCAUAAUUAACAUUCUCGAGUCAGACAUGGAUAUCACCAACGUGUCCUACCAUUUCCCCUCUCUCCUCCACAUGGAAGAGAACCAAGUGAAUGACUUAAUAGAGGAAAACGGAACAUCUUCUUCUGGCGGGGACCAGCACUUUAUGGGCUGCGUGCAGAUCCGCAUCCCUCAGGAACUCUUCUUGGCGCUGGGGCUCAUCAGCCUGGUGGAGAACAUCCUGGUGAUCCUGGCGAUCAAUAAGAACCGCAACUUGCACUCGCCCAUGUACUACUUCAUCUGCUGCCUGGCUGUGUCCGACAUGCUCGUCAGCGUCAGCAACGUGGUGGAGACCAUAUGCAUGCUGCUCCACGACCACGGCCUGCUGGACUUGCACCCAGGUAUGCUGCGCCACCUGGACAACGUCAUCGACGUGAUGAUCUGCAGCUCCGUGGUGUCCUCGCUCUCCUUCCUGUGCACCAUCGCCGCGGAUCGCUACAUCACCAUCUUUUACGCGCUGCGCUACCACAGCGUCAUGACCACGCAGCGCGCCGUCGCCAUCAUCACGGUGGUGUGGCUGGCCAGCAUCACCUCCAGCAUCCUCUUCAUCGUCUACCACACGGACAACGCCGUCAUCGUGUGCCUCGUGACCUUCUUCUGCACCACGCUGGUGUUCAACGCCGUGUUGUACCUGCACAUGUUCCUCCUGGCGCACGUGCACUCGCGGCGCAUCAUGGCUUUCAACAAAAACCAGCGCCAAUCCACGAGCAUGAAGGGAGCGAUCACGCUCACCAUCCUGCUGGGGGUUUUCAUUUUGUGCUGGGGUCCUUUCUUCCUGCACCUGAUCCUCAUCCUCACCUGCCCCACCAGCCCCUUCUGCAACUGUUUCUUCCAAAACUUCAACCUUUUCCUCAUCCUCAUCAUCUGCAACUCGCUCAUCGACCCACUCAUUUACGCGUACCGGAGCCACGAGCUGCGUAAAACCCUGCAGGAGCUGGUGCUGUGUUCCUGGUACUUCGGCGUGUGACAUCAUGUGCAUUGUUAGGGAGAAAAGCGCAAAACUCUGCAGUGUCGCACGUCUCUCCCUCCUGAAUAACGUACAUUAGCGUCUGAAGUAUGAGUUUGGUGCGUGACACUGUCCUCUGGUGCGCGGCACUGUACACUGUAAAAGUUAAGGACUGUGGGUCCGAUGAAGACUUCUGUACAUGUCCUCCUUAUUCCCACGCAUGUCUUCAGAUUUUGUCUUCUUGUUAUAUUACACAGACUGGGUCACUUUUUCAGUAACAUUUUGCAUUAUAGAGUGACAACGUGGUAUUUAUACAGUAAUGAUUUAGUGACAGAGCGGUAAUAUUGUGGUAACAUAGUAUAUUAUUUGUAAUUCACUUUUCUCUGCGUGUAAUAACAAUGGUAAAAAAACAACAACAACAAUAUAGGGCCACAAUUCAUACACAGUCAGUGCCAAAUAAGGACAUGAUAUUAAAGUAAUAUAAGCCUGGUAAUGAGAAUCAUUUUAGGUGAACAUUAAUGUUCUACAUUUACAUGAAAAUAUUAGUGAAUCAAAAUGAAAAUAAGCACAUUAUAUAGAGAUAUUAGAUUUUUUGUUUUAGCACUUAAAUAAUCACCAGUAACUUUAAUGGAAAACAAUAUAUGCAGUUUUAAAAUAACAUUCCUGUGUAUGCUGCACUAAAUGUAAAUGAUUUAGUGUGGCAUACAUUACUCCCUAAUGUUAUUUGUAAAACCUGUGUUUAUCUGCUGUGAAACACCCAGUUUAUUCAUGACAUGAGCAUCACAUACACCUGUUGUAUGAGUUAAACUCCAUACUCCUAAUCUAUAAAUCAAUUCAAUUUUAUUUGUAUAGCGCCAAAUCACAACAUACAUUAUCUCAAGGUACCGUACAUCGAGAGAGAAACCCAACAAUUCAAGCACUAGGCAUCAGUGGAGAAAGAAAAUAAAACUCCCUUUUAACAGGAAAACAGACUCAAAGAUGUGCAGCCAUUUGCCUCAACCGGUGGGGGUGAAAGGAAAAAAUGGGGGACAGUUAUAGGUUAUAAGUGUAGACAGGACAGUUCUGAGUCAGUGAUGACAUGUUUAUAUGUGCAUAAGUGUAUAUACACGUAUAAGACCAACUUUCAGUCACAUCAUCAAUACCUGGUGAUUUCACAGAAAAAGGAUGGUCUUAUCAUAAUAACGCUUCCCUAUUGAAAAAGUAUAUGCAAUCCUCUCUAACGGCCUUAAAUUAAAAGUAAAUGUUUAUGUUUAGAAAAUAAACGUGAACAAACGUCUCCAAAGGCGGCCCACAUGACCACGGGGCGAUGCUUAACACCACAGACUUAAACAUGUGAGGCUGCGGAGACAAUGUGACAGAGAGACGAUGACCACUUGAGGUGCACUCUUUCAGGAUCCUGAGGCCUUUUUUUCUAUGGCCCCCACCUCCAUCUGUGAAACAAACAGAAUUGUAUAGCGAAUACUGUUGAAGUGACUGCUGCUAAAACAAUUUUUUCCCCCUCCCCUCAAGCUGUUAUAAAAGGAAAGCUUUGUAUUUAGUCAUGGUCGGAUGUUUUUGGUGUUGUGUGAGAAUUACUCCCUCAAAACUAAGCGUGUGAAAGACUGGAGGGGGAAAAAAAAACAUAAAAUCACAUCACAUGAACGGCCUAUGUUGUUGUUAGGAGGGGUUUUUACAAAAUAAAUAUUCAAGUCAGGAUUCUGAAACGUUAAGAGGGGAAAGAAGGUCAGGUUUCUAAAGAAAGCCUGUGAGAAUUAUGUCAUUUUUUUAAAAUAUCUGAAUUAGCCAAGUCUGGAAAUUAAGCUACUGUAAAAUGCAGUGUAAAUGGUUUGUAUUUAUACAAACCAUUAAAACUAUACAAACAUUAUGUCUUUCGCUUUUCUAGUCUUGAUGACCACUGAAAGCUGCUUUACACUACAGUUUUGCCAUUCACCCAUUCACUCACACUACAGUUUUGCCAUUCACCCAUUCACACCCAUUCACUCACACUUUCAUGCAGCACAUCUACUGUAUAUACACAUCCUUCAUACCCAAUCACACAUCGACAUGUAGAUUAGCAGUGCCAGGAAUCAAACCCACAAACUUCCAGUUGAAAGACGACCCACCAUCGUCCUUGUAAUGUAUGUUAUACUCUGGAGAUGAAGCUUAUAAUUUCACUUUAUUGUUUUAAGAUAAUUGUACUUUAUCCCUAUCCUAAAAUAUUUAUAUUCAUCCACUAAAAAUCCUUUUUUUUUUUCUGGGUUUAUAAGUCAAAUGUCUCUCAGAUCCCAUGACAAGACUUUCUGCUGAUGCAAAAAAUAGCCUCCGUAGAUGAUGAGAAACCGUGCUUUGAAAAAUGUGCGUGUUACUACUGAAGAUGGUGAAGGCAACAACAAUGUGCUGCCUAUUCUUACUGUAUCUGACUCCCUUCCUUCUUCCCUUCUGUCCUCUAUUUUAUUUAUUUCUUUAUUUUCUUUGGCACGAGAUGAAGGUGUAGCACAUCAAUGUGACACAACUGUGAUAUUGUUUUGGAUUUAAUUGGCGUUAUGUCCGGACUUGAUGCGAAGGAGUUAUUUCUGAACCAUCAGUAAUGUGAUAUAAAACGAUCUCCAGCUUGACAUAAUGUGGCUGACGUGUGUAGAUUGGUUGUUGGGGAUCUACUGCAUAAGAAUGAUCUACUUAGAGUCUUGGUGCUCACUUAAUUUCCUUCAGUAAAUCGGAAUUAAAAUACAUCGUAAAUUAUAAAUAUAACAAACAGCCGCAGCAUAUGUUGACUUGAAGAUGUUGAAUGCACAUGUUUGUGUUAUAUAUGUAAUCCUUUUAUGUUUGUCUGCCAAAUAAAGGGCUCCAUGCAAGAAAAGCUUCUCUAAUACAUGUUACUUCACAUCAAUUAUUAUCAAUUAUCACACGCACAUGAAAAAGAUUACAAUCUAUAUUUCUGUUAGAAAGGUGGCUGUGC